Molecule: messenger RNA, 1851 nt
Organism: Acomys russatus (golden spiny mouse)
Lineage: Eukaryota; Metazoa; Chordata; Mammalia; Rodentia; Muridae
Gene: Apba3
Product: amyloid beta precursor protein binding family A member 3
Exons: 10
Coding region: 9-1733 (574 amino acids)
Biological process (GO): chemical synaptic transmission
Cellular component (GO): cytoplasm; plasma membrane; dendritic spine
Molecular function (GO): protein binding; amyloid-beta binding
Source: RefSeq, a predicted model, not a curated record
UCCCAAGCAUGGAGUUUCUGCCAGCUCCACAGCAUCCCCCAGGGCCCCCAGCCAUGGACUUGGAGGAGCCCAAAGGCCCUGAAGCGCCCUCUGAGGACCACCCCUCCAGCGCCCAGUGGGCCUCAGGAUCUGGAGGCCCUGUCACCCCGAGCGAGAUGGAGCUGGACACAUCCGGCAUGGGGGAGCUGGUCCAUCAGCUGGAAGCUCUGCCCGGCGACCUGGGUGGCCCAUUCCAGGAAGGAACUCCCUGCCCUCUGCACAUCGCCACCGGCCAAGGCCUGGCCACCCAGGAGAGUGCGGAUGUUGGUGGGCUCCUGUCGGCCGAGGCCGGCGGGGACGACCUUCUGGGUCUGCUGAGAUGUGAGGCGUCUUUGCCUGCCCAGCCAGGUGCCCCAGAUCCUCCACAGACCGCACCCCGCCUGCUGCAGCCACCUGAGGACCCAGCUGGAGACCCUGGGUCCCCCGGGUGGAUGGAGGGGGCCUCGGCAGAGCCAGCAGACAGCAGGAGUUCCAGCAGCUCCCCAGAACCCUGGCUGGAGACCGCACCCCUGGUGACACAGCGGGAAUCGCCUGUGGAUAUCCAGAACCCCGACACCCUGGCCUCGUGCCCUGCUGUCACCGAGGUUCCAGGUCCCUGUGGACCAGAGGAGCUCAUGGACGGCGUCAUCUUCGGAGCGAAAUAUCUGGGCUCUACCCAGCUGCUGUCAGAACGCAGCCCACCGCCCAGCACGCGCAUGGCGCAGGCACAGGAGGCCAUGGACCGGGUCAAGGCCCCUGAAGGUGAGACCCAGCCCAUGGCGGAGGUGGACAUCUUCAUCUCCACUAAGCGGGUCAAGGUGCUGGCUGCUGACUCCCAGGAUGCCCUGAUGGACCACGCACUACCGACCAUUUCCUACAUCGCGGACAUCGGGCCUGUGCUGGUUGUGAUGGCCCGGAGGCGGCUGGCCAGGAGGACCACGCCCCAGGACCGGCAGCGGAAGCUCUACAAGAUGCUGUGUCACGUCUUCCACUCAGAGGAUGCCCGGCUCAUUGCGCAGGCCAUCGGCCAGGCCUUCAGCAUCGCCUACAGCCAGUUCCUGCAGGAGAACGGGAUCGACCCCAGCCAGGUGGGCAUGCAGCCCUCAGAGGCCGCCAAUCACCCGCACAAUGGCGACCUAGACCACUUCUGCAACAGCCAGAACUGCAGGGAGGUCUGCAUCCAGAAGCGACCUGGUGAGAGCCUGGGUGUCGCCCUGGUUGAAUCCGGCUGGGGCUCGCUGCUGCCCACUGCGGUCAUCGCCAACUUGCUCCACGGCGGCCCUGCUGAGCGCUGCGGUGCCCUGAGCAUCGGGGACCGGGUCACUGCCAUCAAUGGGACCAGCCUGGUGGGGCUGUCGCUAGCCGCUUGCCAGGCAGCUGUGCGUGAGGUUCGGCGACACUCAUCGGUGACACUGAGUAUCAUCCACUGCCCACCAGUCACCACGGCAGUUAUUCACCGGCCUCACAUCCGCGAGCAGCUGGGCUUCUGCGUGGAGGAUGGCAUCAUCUGCAGCCUGCUGCGUGGGGGCGCAGCCGAGCGUGGGGGUGUCCGUGUGGGACACCGCAUCAUUGAGGUCAAUGGGCAGAGUGUGGUGGCCAUGCCCCAUGCUCGCAUCAUCCAGCUCCUCACAGAGGCGCGAGAGAUCCACAUCAAGACCAUGCCAGCUGCCACCUACCGGCUGCUCACGGGGCAAGAACAGCCGGUGUACCUAUGACGCCCCGCCCACAUGUGCCUUUGUCACUGCCACUGCCACCCCUGGGCCAUCUGGGACCCCAGAGCCCUCGGCUUUGUAUUAUUUUCUAAUGUUAAAAAAAAAAAAAAAAAAUUAAAGA